UGAAAGAGGAGGUAUAAAAAUCCUUUUUGCUUUCCAUGUGCUCAGGAAAUAUUUCUUAACUAUUACCUUCGCAUGGUGUGCGUUAAAUCUAGGGUACUACAGCCUCUCUCUGAAUGUGGCGAAGUUCGGCCUUGAUAUUUUUCUCAAUCAACUCAUAUUCGGCCUCUCUGAGAUUCCGGUCCACUUCCUCUGCAUGUGGUCUUUGGAAACGGCUGGAAGGAAGGUGUCUCUGAUGGGUGCCCUCAUAGUAGGAGGGUCUCUCUGUCUCCUGACACUUGUAGUUCCACAAAGUAAUUACAUCGCCAUCGCUGCUCUUGCCACAUGUGCAAGGUUUCUCAUGAAUGGGGCAAGCAGUGUUUGCAAUGUUUAUAUUCAAGAACUGUUCCCCACCUCCAUUUGUCAGACGGCCAUGGGUCUGGGCUCCACUGCAGCAUGUGCUGCAAGUAUGUUGUCUCCUGUGGUGAACCUGCUGGAGAUCUAUCAUUUCACUAUUCCCACUCUGGUGUUUGGCAGCCUGGCACUAGCGAGUGGGAUAAUGGCCUUCCUGCUGCCUGAGACCAGAUGCACUGAGCUGCCUGGUUCAACAGAGGAGGCAGAGGGCAAGAGGGAAAAUAACACACUAUCCCUCUGUUUCCCAAAAGGCGACCAAAAAUUACCAAUCCUGCACCUGGUGAUUGUGAAGACAUCAAAGCAACCAAGUUAUAAGUUCUUAAAAUCUUGGAAGAUGGUGGCUAUUGAUAUGUUUUUAUUCUGUUUAAGAGUUUACAGUCCCAAAAAGUCAGACAUCCAGUCAUUUUCAGGCUUUUGGGGCAGCACAGCAUUUGUAUCAGUGUCUGUUGGAUCAAGUAGGGUGGAAGUGUCCUGUGCUGGCUCUGGAGAUAAGCCAGGAAUGGAUGAGAAUAUGUCAUCUGGAAAGAAGUUGCUUGCUUUUGUCUCUGCAGCCUCACCUUGA
This is a messenger RNA of Sinocyclocheilus grahami, 952 nucleotides long. Its product is annotated as solute carrier family 22 member 13-like. The record is from RefSeq and is a predicted model, not a curated record. Gene Ontology annotation, biological process: transmembrane transport. The transcript is spliced from 6 exons. Lineage: Eukaryota; Metazoa; Chordata; Actinopteri; Cypriniformes; Cyprinidae. Gene Ontology annotation, molecular function: transmembrane transporter activity. The coding region runs from base 194 to 952 and encodes 252 amino acids.